GCCGACAAAAUUGCAGGACUUUCUACCACUGAUAUGCUUUUGGUAGGUAGUUAGCUUAUUUCUUUUGUUGUUUAUAUUUUUACUUCGAUAACACGAUAAGACAGGCAGCGCUCGGAAGCACCGUGCGGCAGAGCCGCGCGGUACCGAGAAUGGCUUGGCGGCCACUAGCCGAGUCACGGAGAGCCGAAUCCACAUCCAUCCAUAUUCUGGGCAAGCUCGCGAAGAGGCGGAAACCGGCGGAAACGAGCGGAGAUGAGCCACAUCCUAGUGAAAUGGCUGACAGAAGAAAAGUGGGACGUGUACCCGAUAACACGCCUGCUGGACCAGAAAGUAGCUGCAAGUAUCGCCAGAAAGCCGGCGUCCGUUUGUGGCUAUACAGGAAAGGCCUUCGAUGUGCAGUGGGACCCGUCCGAGGAACCAUCUCCAGCCUUCUUGGUUGCAGCAGGCGAUCAUAAGAAGAUGGAAAAGCUGCGUGCUGAACUAGCGCAACAUUCUUCGACGGGAGGACAACAGAGCGAGAGUGCAGCGUCAGCCACGAGCCAUGCCGAGCGGACCACUGACUGCUGCAAGCAUAAGGCAGAGGUCAAGCAGCUGCGGAAGAAUGUGAAGGAACUCGAAUCGGAACUGUGCGAGGCGGAGAAUAGAUGUGAUGCCGCAAAGAUGGUGAAGCGACUCGAGAAACUUAUAGACAAGCUACAAGGACGCACGGAUGUGACACCAAAUGAAGAGGACAUUGGGAAUGGAGUUCUCGUGAACAAGGCCGUGCUGGACCGACUUAAGAACAGUUUUGGCUGCAAUCCCUGCAGGUUUGCACGCAAUCUUGCAAGUAUGCUGUUUACAACAGAGGAACUACGUGGCCACUCACUGUACGGGUCAGCACCCAACAUUAAGAAGGGAUCUGCAGCGAAGCCAGGACUUGACAGGAAGCGCCUGGAUGCAAUCCUUGAUUACGCAUCAAGCAAGUUUGGGGUGCCUGUUGGCCCGCUGAAGAAGAGUCUUGCUUCCAUGAUGCUAGAACUGAAGGAUGACUGA
Molecule: messenger RNA, 1032 nt
Organism: Ornithodoros turicata
Lineage: Eukaryota; Metazoa; Arthropoda; Arachnida; Ixodida; Argasidae
Exons: 7
Coding region: 253-1032 (259 amino acids)
Molecular function (GO): DNA binding
Source: RefSeq, a predicted model, not a curated record